This is a messenger RNA of Oldenlandia corymbosa var. corymbosa, 2286 nucleotides long. Lineage: Eukaryota; Viridiplantae; Streptophyta; Magnoliopsida; Gentianales; Rubiaceae. The record is from the annotation of a GenBank genome assembly.
CUAAAAUCCAUUCAACUUAUUUUUAUGCACUAACUAAUAAGAGUAUUAUUACCUGUCUGUCUCUCUAUCCUUUUUGCCUUUUUCCCUUUAUUUUUAUUUAUUUUUUUUCUUUCCUUUGUUUAACCCAUAACUGAUUCAUUCAUUGGUAGUAUUACUACUUAUUUUCAGCUCAGCAAAUUUAGGGUUUUUAUUUACCCAAACGGGAUUGAUUCAAAUUUUCCAAUUGUUCGGAUAAAAUUGCUCAGGUAGAUUUUGAUUUUUGAAUUCAAUUCGAAAUAAACAAUGGGGAGUCUCGAGAGUGUUUCCGGUGAUGUAAGAUUUUGAAAUCCUUUUUUUUUGUUAUCUUUCGUUGGAGGAAUUUUUUGGGGGAUUUUAAUGGCGACGGAGUCCAAUACCGGAGUGAACUUCCACCAUCACCAUCACCCUCACAAUCACCGGCCUCAAACCAUGUCGUUUCAGACGGCGAGCAUGGGUUCGGAUUUUGUUGGGAAUUAUUAUUACGGCGGGCAAGGCGGUGGAGGAGUAAAUAUGAAUGUAAAUAACGCAGCCGGAGGAAUUGUGUUUUCUGGAACUCCGGCCGGUAUUAUAAGUAGUAGCAGUAGUAGUAAUUCGGGGAUUCCUCUUCAGCAGGGAAGCUCCUUGGGGACUCUUCUUCUCGACACAGUGCCAGGGCUUAAACAUGAAGCUGGCCUCGCCGUUGAGUGGUCUGUUGAGGAACAGUAUAAGUUGGAGGAAGGACUUGUCAAGUUUGCUGACGAGCCUAGUAUAAUGAAGUAUAUUAAAAUUGCCGCUGCCCUUCGAGACAAAAGUGUUCGUGAUGUUGCCUUGAGAUGCAGGUGGAUGAUGAGAAAACGGAGAAAACAGGAAGACCAUAAUCUGGGGAAGAAAGUCAAAGAUAGGAGGGAUAGAAUUGAGUCAUGCAUGAAGAAUAAUAUUGGUUCACCCUCAUCAAUGAGCAUGGGUGCAAUUCCUGCGUAUUCUACACCACUACAAGCUCAGGAUCCAAAUCAUGUUGCUGCUUCUGGUGCUUUACCUGGUACAUCGAGACAUCUCCUAGAAGAGAAUAAACAAGCUCUUGGUCAAAUUUCAUCUAAUCUUAGUGCUCUUAAGUUGCAGGAAAAUGUUGAUCUCUUUCUUCGGACAAGGAGUAAUCUAACUACAAUUUUGAAUGACAUGAGGAAUAUGCCAGGAAUAAUGAGCCAAAUGCCACCGUUGCCUGUGUGUUUAAAUGAGGAACUGGCAAAUUGUGUCUUACCAAGUUCAUCACAGGUAAGUUUGCAUGGUUUUCUAGUUUCUUUUCCAUAGUCUGCCAUUUAGUUGUCUUUUCUUGGAAUUUGAGUUAUGAUAUUAACUGCGGAGUAAGAUUUGUAGUGUUAGUUUGGGAUUUUGGGGAUCUUAGAUUCUACACCUAGAUUUUGAACAAGAAAUUUCUACUGUCAAUCAAGAGAUGGAUGUAUUAGCAACUGUUAUCCUGAGGGACUUAUCACCAGAUGUAGGAAUUUUUCCAAACAAAGAUCCCAAAUUUAUGAUUGUGAUUAUUUCGGUGAUUGUACUUUCUUUUUUAUAUUGGAAUUUAUGUAUGAUGAUGCUAAAUAUGUGCUGUUUUGAUUCCUAUAGUGCGUGAUGUUUGGUUCUCCAGCACUCCAUCUGAAGCAGGAACCAGGUUGCUGAUGAGAGUAUGCUGUUACCUUGGGUUAUGUGUGUAAAUGCAGAUAGGUUUCCGCUGUAAAUUCUGAAGCAGCUGGUAGGUCAUUCUGGAUUCUGUAUACAAUAUUUAUCUGCCCUCCGGGCUACUCAAUAAAGCUCCAUUCAUUCCGGUCUGUUGUGAAUCUGAAUCUUUGCUGUGCCGGAAACUGAGCACCAGCACAUGGUAACAAUAAACUGCGGGGCCAAUUUUGCAAGUCAGCUUCUUGGAGGUUCUGGGGUAUUGGGUUGUUUUGUUGUGGCAAAAGGGAGAAGAGCUUGUUCAGAUGAUACCUUGGAAGAGAAAUGUCGAUUAACAUGAUUUCUGUAUAAAAUUCUGAGAGCUUAGAUUUAUUGGAUGCUUGGUGCUUCCCUAUUGAAAUAGGGGCGCCAUAUUUAUUAGGGCUCAUUUUGUUGUAGAAUGAAUGCCUAUGGACAUUUCUUUUGCAAGUUUCUGAGUUUGGUUAGUUUUGCUGCUGACUCUGUUUUCUUUCUGGGCGUAAGAACAAGUCAUCUGGCAAAAAAGCCGUGUUCCCCAACCUUGCGAGUUGGAUAGCUUUGUUUCCAAAUUUAUAACUUCAUACAAUAAAGGUCAGAAUGACA